UAACCCCUGAAUAAAAUCGCGGGAAUCGCCGCGCUCCCAACCAAUUUGCAAGAGACCACUUCCCAUGGAGCCGUGGCUGCCGGUGCUCCGCCACAUGCUCGCCUCCUCCGCCCCCAACGCCGCCGCCUUCUCGUCCUCGAGCAGCAGCCCCUGCUCUGCUCCUCCGGCUGCGGGCCUCCUCCGCAUCCUCCUCUCCCCGGUACCCACGCUCCCCGCCGCCGAGCCCACGGCCGUCCUCUUCCAGACCCUCCCGCCCUUGCUUCAGUCCCAGGCGCUCUCCUUCCUGUCCUCCUCCGCCUCCCUGCUCGACCCGCUCCAGCUCCGCUCGCUCGCCUCUCGCGUCCUUUCUGCCCCGCCCGGCCGGUGUGAUGAAUUCUGGGUCCGCCGGGGCGCCCACCACCUGCUCGACGGAUUGCCUGACAAAGACGCUCCUGAUGUCCCCUGGGAGUUUAACGAGGAGUUCCACGAGCCACCGCCGUGGCUUAAAGAAGAGGCGGCGCGGACACCACCUGUCCUUCCGUGGCUGCCUCUCGAUUGCCGGAGCUUGAUGCCUGGUGGGGCCCGCGUCGGCGGGGAUGGUUUAGAUGGAGUUGGGUUGGAGUCUCUGGGGCUGGAGCAAGAUGAGUAUUCGUUCAUACAGGAGGAGGUUGGGCGUGCUCCUUCUCCUCCGUCUCCCCCACUUGGAAAUUCAGUCGUUCAUAAGGCUCUAGCUCUGAAGAAGGAGAUUGAGAUGUCAGAGUCAAUUUUGGGUGCUCAGCAGGCAGCGAACAAUUUGCAUGAUCUCUGCCUUGAAUCCGGGAAUGCUGAGGCAGUACUUAGCUUAGUGCAGCCAUGGGAAGCUGAUGAUGACACAGUGAGGGUUCUGCUUUCAAAUGUGGUACUCGAGGAAGAUGGGAUGCAUGGAAAAGGGCCGGCACUUGUGCUGUGUUCUCUUAUCCUACCGAAGUUACUUGACCUUCAAAGAGCAGCUUCAUCUGGUCUUCUUUCUGCAGCAUUAGAUGUCUGCAAACGUCACCCAGCUGCUGCACUGGAGGCUGUCCUCUUCCCACUAGUUCUUAGAAAACAAGGCCUGAAUGCUCCUCAGUGCGAUGUGCUCACACGGAUUGUCAGGGACUGCAUGCAUCCUUUGCAUGUCACCGCCUUCUGUCAUAGGUUGCUUUCAGGGGAGGAGGGAGAGAGGAAACCGAUUUGUAUGCCUCAGCAUCGGGAAAAUAUUGGCCGCGAUUUGGUCUGGACAGAAUCUCUCUUUGCACUAUUCUACAACAUUCUCAGUCAAGACAUUUGCCUAACACCAAGCACCAUCGAGAAGCUAGUGUACAUGAUUGAUGAUAUGGCAAUAAAGUUUCCAAAGUCGCUUAAAUUUGGCAACUUUUUCCUGUGCUUCGUCUCGAAGUGUUGGCAUGAAUGUAAGAUUCACAGGGUUUUACUUGAGACAGCUGCCGAGACAACCAACACUUUUUUGACUAAAGCUAUUCUGGUCAAACUGCGGCCUGCUAAUUGAAGUGAUGUCUUGAGUGUUUAAUGAUAAACUCCUGGUGGGCUGCAUGCCAUUCAGAUUAACCAAGCACACAGAUAUGUUCCUGGUGCCCAGGUCAUGCGUUUUCAGAUUCAGUUAGCUCAUGAGUGAACUGUGGCUUAUGGCGAUACUACUAUAAUUUAGAUUGCAAACUCACCGAAGCAGCUCCGGAAUGUCAUGAAUGUUUGAUUUUGGCUGGUGAUGAUACAUGAAGCUGCAUUCCCAGUCAACAUUUGAGGUGACUUUGUCGGGACCAAUGGUUUUUGCUAUCUCAGAACUGUAGAAGUUCUUCUCCAUGUUUUGCUCAUAGUGUUUAUUCACCAGUUUCUUGGUUCUGUCCAUGAGGUCAUCAUUGAUUCCAUGAUUCUCCAGCUGGCAUAAAGUUAUGCGCAGAACAAAUGACAACAGUGAGAAGGCAUCAUGGAGAAGCGCAAGUGUCUCUGAUCUCUUCUCGCCAUGCAGCUCAUCCAUCUUUAUCACUGGAAUUUCCAUUUCCUGGAACACUGCGUAUGGAUGUCUAGCAAAAUGUGCUACCCUUCUCAAGUUGAUCUGCUACAGCUACAGAAAACUAGGUAUUUAUAAUGGCUGAGACACGAAUGCUAGGAAAUAUAUUUUUCCGGAUUUCAGAACAUGAUGUAGUUUGAAAAUGAAAGAAA
Triticum aestivum (bread wheat) is the source of this 2172-nucleotide messenger RNA. RefSeq lists its product as uncharacterized. Bases 65 to 1501 code for a protein of 478 amino acids. Gene Ontology annotation, biological process: interstrand cross-link repair. The record is from RefSeq and is a predicted model, not a curated record. Gene Ontology annotation, cellular component: Fanconi anaemia nuclear complex. Lineage: Eukaryota; Viridiplantae; Streptophyta; Magnoliopsida; Poales; Poaceae. The transcript is spliced from 4 exons.